GCGCUUCAGUCGACACUCGUUGUCCGACUGGUUAUAGUCGUACACACAUAUUUUUAGAAAAACUUCACAAUUUUCUGAAACUUAUACGUAUAAGCUUGAAUUAUUCUAUGUCGUGAUUUGUUUUGACUGGAAUUUGUCUUAUUUCUUGUAUUAUACUAAAUGUUUACAAAGUUACCACUAUGCGUGCGAUUUAUAUUAUUUUUUACAGUAUUCAAACAUUUUAUAUUAGAAAAGGGUGAACGAACCGUAAUAACGUUUAUGCGUUUAAUAUCAAGCAUGGAAUGGAUAUACAGUUGUGAGUUAUUCCAAUCAAUUAAUGACUCUCAAAAUUAUAGAUGUCCAGCCUUUAAUAAAUUAGACAAAUCAUAUUCUUCUGGAAUAACAUUGAAACAUAAUAUGAGUGAAAUGGCGUUAACUUGGAAAUUUGGUGUAAAUUAAACAAUCAAUCAUUAUGUUGACUCACUAAGAGCUUCCAUAAUUUUACAAAGACAUUAAUGUCCACUGAAACCGCCAAAGCUUUUGUUAAUUUAAAUGUUUGACGAUUUACUGAUUUGAGUACAUAUAUGCGUCUAAUUGUGUGCGUGUGUAUACCCAAGGUGGAGGGUAAUGGAUGACAUAAGAAAUUCAUCGGCAACUCGCCGACUUUCACAGAUUUUUGAUCCCAUUGCUCGAUUUGCAUCUGAUUUUGGAUCUUCAUCAGCACCAUGUAGUCCUCGAUUAGGUCUAGGGAAUCGGACUUAUGAAAAUGCUAAUAUUUUUGAAGGUAAUAAAACACGUGGAAAUGCUUCAUCUUCAGCAAGUCCAAUCCCAGAUGAGCCAGAAAAUUCUCGACUAUUACCAAGACGAAGUGCUAGUAGCUCACGGCAAGUUCUACCAUCAAGAUCCCAGCAAUUAAAUGAUUCAUCAAUGCACUCGAGAACUUCGACGUCUACAUAUGUUAAUGUGCCAUGUGAAAAUUUACAUCACGGCCGAAGAGACAAACAUUUCACAGAUACUAAAAGUAAUUUUAGUUAUAUUGAAUUACGUGAUAAAGACAAACAUUAUCACAAUGCCAUGCAAUCACCUUUCGGUUUCACCACUGAGUCAAGCGGUUGUGUCGAAUAUGCUGAUAAGCGUAAUUUAUAUGACACUAAACCAGAAAAUUUUGGAUCUUACGGCAACUUGGAGAAUGAUUCAUCUUCGGAUGCGUCUUCUCCAAUAUUUGAUAGUGCUGGUGGAGGAUCUUCCUUAACUUCAAAUGUAGAUAGAAUAUUAUCAUCUAUUAGUGGGAAAAAUCAACAAUUUCGACGAGCAUCUAUUGAUCGUGACAUUACAUUUACCUCAUCAAUAUCAGCAGCUACAUUUGCAAGUGAUGACCAAAGAGAAAGAUUUGAUAUUCGACCAGCAGCUUAUUCAUCAUCUAAAAGUUUUGACGCUGGUUAUACAACAGCAGUUGAAAAGCUUAAUUGGCAAGAGAGAUGUUUAGAACUACAACUCGAACUUCAUCGAAGCAGAAGUCAAGCAACGAGAGUGCGUGAUAUGUUGCGAGAAAAACUUUCAGAACUUGAACAACGAGUUCUUGAUGCAGAAGGAAGGGCAGAUGAAGCUGAAGAUAAGGUACGGAUGAUGGAGGAACGGUUGGUAAAAGGUGAAUACAGCCUGAGUACAUCUGGAGUUGGUUCCCCGGUACACUCUUUGGCAUCAACCUCUGGUACUCAAAAUGACAAACUUGAAGAAGUUCAUUGUGCCUGUAUUUCAAAAUUAGAAACUCAAGUUGAAGAACAAAAACAACUGCGUCUCCAAGACGCUAAACAAGUUGAAGCCAAAGCUGCAAGAAUAAAAGAGUGGGUUACUAAUAAAUUACGUGAACUUGAACAACAAAAUCAACAUUUGCGUGAGCAGAAUAACAAGUGUAAUCAACAACUUGAACUUCUACGCAAUCAUAUUACAAAUAUUGGUUUCAGACCUUUGGUGCCUGUAACAAGAGCGUCAUUAUCUCUUGAAGUAGAUCCAAUUUUACGUAGACGAUCAGAAAGCUUAGAAGCUACGUCACAAACACUACCUGAAAGCAUUCAUCAAUCAACAAUCAGUGAUUCUCAACAAAUAGGGGCACGGCAUAGACGUCAUUUAUCCGCUUGUGGAAAUAUUCAUCAAGAAAUCACUACUACUAAUAUGGAUUCCAGCCUAUUAUCCGAGGAAUUAGCAGCAGCUGUGGAAAAUUUGGUAAUGCUACCAAAUAUACCGGGAGCUACGGAUACAAACCGGAAUAGUACAAGUUCAGAAGCUAUUCAUGAUUAUGCGGAAAUUUAUACUCCCAACCGAGAAGAUAUCAACUGGGCUAAUCAGGCCGGAACAACUGCACAUCGACCACCAACACCUCCUCUACAUAGAUUCCCGAGUUGGGAAGCCAAAAUAUAUCAAGUAGCUGAUGGUGGACUUGGUAUCGGCCCAUCUACUAAUGAUGAUACAUUAUCUAGUGCUCCAUUAUCAACGUCAAAUACAAAUUCAUCAAAACACACACAUACUGGACAUAAUUUGGCAGCUUAUAAUUCUCAAGGAUACUGUGAUAUUUCUGUACCCGUUUACGCUACAGUUAAAGGCCGUGCCAGUCAAAUCCGAUCAAUUCCAUUUGGAGAUAGCUCUGAUGACAGUUCUGAUGGUGAAGAUCAUGGAAAUCCUACAGAAACAAACACAAGAAUUACUAAUAGUUCAUCAGAUAAUACUGACUCAUCUCUCGGUAGUGGAAGCAGCCCUUCGAAAAGUAUUAAAACAACAAGCAGUCUUAGUCCUGCCAAAAGAAGCUCCAGUGGUUCUCCAAGCAAAAGUGUAAAACGUGAUACUUCAUUAGAAUCAGGUUUAUCAGAAGAUUAUGCUAUACCUCCAGAUGCAUUGAGUACCACUUCUUUAGAAACAAGUAUGCCUAGUCUAUUAAUAAAAACAGCUGGAGAAAGCCCGAAAAAGUUAGAAUCUUUAGAAAAAGCUGGACAUCUUGCAAAACUUGGAGGUAAAUUAAAGACUUGGAGAAAACGAUGGUUUGUUUUGAAGAAUGGUGUCUUAACAUAUUGGAAAAAUCAAAAUGAUAUUAAUAGAAAACCUCAGGGACAAAUUAUUUUAGAUGAAGUCUGCAGGAUAAAUAGGGCAGAAGGAGCGGCAACUUUUGAAAUUGCUACAGGAAAAAAAACAUAUUAUUUAACUGCAGAUUGUAUUGCAACCAUGGAAGAUUGGAUUAAAGUUUUACAAAAUGUUCAAAGACGAAAUGCUACGAAACUAUUACUUAGUAGAGAAGAUAAUAAACCGACAAUUCAAGGCUGGCUGACGAAAGUUAAAAAUGGUCACACAAAGAAAUGUUGGUGUGUGCUUAUUGGAAAGAUGUUUUUAUAUUUUAAAUGUCCGAACGAUACCAAUCCAAUUGGACAAAUAAAUAUGCGUGAUGCACGAGUGGAAGAAGUAGAGCACGUAUCUGAUAGCGACAGUGAAGAAAGAGAUACUGAAUGUCCUCAUGAAAGAACUAUUGGAAUUUUUCCUACUCAUCAGGGACCAACUUAUUUAUUAAUGCCACAUAAACAAGAUAAAGACAAUUGGCUUUAUCAUUUAACAGUUGUUUCGGGCGGUGGACCAAAUGCUGGAACUCAGUACGAACAAUUGGUUCAAAGACUGAUGGAAACUGAUGGUGAUUCCAGUUGUGUUCUUUGGAGGCAUCCACUUCUUUUACAUACAAAAGAAAAUAUUACCAGCCCACUUACAAGUCUCACUUCCGAAUCGCUACAAGCUGAAGCUAUUAAAUUAUUUAAAGCCUGUCAAUUAUUUAUGUCGGUGGCAGUAGAACAGGCAGGAAUAGAUUAUCAUGUGGUGCUUGCACAAAAUGCAUUACAACAAUGUCUAGAUCAACCUGAACUCCAGUCAGAGUUCAUUUGUGCUCUAGUGAAACAAACAAGUCGUCAUACACACCAACGUUUGGGCGUACAGGUAAAAAAGGCCGCCAGACUUGUGUCGCUGGGUACUGCGCGUGUUCAACUUCUCCUGUGCGCCACACAAUCGCUCUUCACGUGCGAUACGCAAAGCCCCACGACAAACGGCGCGGGUGAAAAUGCGGACGCACAGUCAACAACGUCAACUUCUCACAGUCCUCCGCUCACGCAGGGUUAUUCAACAUCAACGAUACUAGACUGCAAAACAAAUCCUGCUCAGUACGUCCUCGUUCAGGGAUGGCAGCUUCUAGCUCUAGCUGUUUCACUAUUUUUGCCGAGAAACAAUCGAUUACUUUGGUACCUGAAAAUUCAUUUGCAGAGAAAUGCUGAUUCCAAAACUGAAUGUGGAAAAUAUGCUGCUUACUGUGAACGUGCUUUAGAACGAACUCUACAAAACGGAGGAAGAGAAGUAAAACCUUCACGAAUGGAAGUUUUAUCAAUUUUAUUGAAAAAUCCAUAUCAUCAUUCAUUACCCCAUGCUAUUCCAGUUCAUUUUUUGAAUGGAACUUACCAAGUUGUCAGUUUUGAUGGUAGCACAACUAUUGAAGAGUUUUUGCAUACUUUAAAUCAAGAAAUCGGAUGUCGUGAUGUUCAUCAAUCAGGAUUUACGUUAUUUAGUGAUGAUCCUAUUGAAAAAGAUUUGGAACAUUUUAUAGAUCUUCAAGCCAAACUUUGUGAUAUUAUUUCAAAAUGGGAAACAGCAUUAAGAGAAAAAGGAUCUGGAAAAUUUGAAAAUACUCGUGUUAUUCAGUUGACAUAUAAAUCCAGGUGUUAUUGGCGAUCAGCAGCAAAAAUGGAAACUGAUAGAGAACGUUUAUUGUUGUGUUAUCAAGUUAAUCAACAAGUAGUUCAAGGAAAAUUUCCAUUAAAUCGUGAUUUGGCAUUUGAACUUGCUUCUCUUAUGGCUCAGAUCGAUUUUGGAGAAUACAAUAAUGAUAAAGUUCGAGGCAGUGGACCGAGUAACAAUCCCAACCAUUUCAUUCUUCAAGCAUUAGAUAAAUUCUUCCCGUUACGAUAUCGAUCCAACAUUACAACUGAACAGCUUAGAGAGCUUCAAGAAAAACUCCAAGAAAAAUGGAUUGGUCUCCGAGGUCGAAGUGUAGCAGACUGUGUUCGGAUUUAUUUGACUUGCACCAGAAAAUGGCCGUUUUUUGGAGCCACUUUAUAUCAAGCCAAACUGAAACAAGCAGAGCCUAUUAAUCUGUGGAUCGCAGUGUCUGAAGACAGCGUUACUUUAUUGGAACUACAAUCAAUGGCAGUUAUCCAUCGAUAUAAUUAUGCAAACAUAAUUACAUUUGGUGGCUGUUUAGACGAUUUCAUGCUUGUUGCUUGUGCGGAUGAAGGUGUAACAGAACAAAAACUGCUGUUUGCCCUAAGCAAACCUAAGAUUUUGGAAAUCACACUGUUGAUUGCUGACUACAUGAACGCAUUAGGUCAUACUUUACCUGGAACUCCACAAAUGAACACUUUAACGCGAAAUGGUUCACAUAGAUCAAUAAAAUCUACUAUGAGACCUACGACUGGAUCGAGUUGUCUUCCAACGCAACCAGAUAUUCUAAAAUCAACACCUGAUCAUCAAAGACCGUAAAUUAUAGGAAAUAGUUCAUACUCUUAUACUUUACAAUGCAUAAUUCAUAAUUUCACCAGAACUGAUGAAUGAAAUUGGAAACUGCCUAUGUCACAAUGAAGUAUUAAUGUGAUUUUGCAAAAAAAAAAAAACAAAGUAUGAAGCGAUAGUUUGGUAUAAAUUUUAAUGAGAUUUAUAUCGAUUGCUUGUAUAUAUUGCAUAUUAAAUAAUUAUAAUAAUAACAAUAAUAAUCAUAAUAAUAGAUGAAAUUCACUUGAUACUAAAAUUAUCUGCUCAUUUUUGUUUAAAUUAUUAUUUAGUAUUUUUGCUACGUAAAAUAUAAAAAAUAUUGACAAUAGUUAAUCGUAUUGAUAUUGGAAUAAAUAUCGUUUUCAAAUUAGAAACUAUUUAAGUCAAAUGGUAGAUGGAGAAUCGAAAUUAAGGCAGUUGUAUUACCAUAAUUUAGUCAUAUAUUUAAUAUCUAUCUAUAUUACAUUGUAAUAAAAUUAUGAAGACAAUUAAUAUUGAUCUUAAAAUUAAUUCAAUUAACUAUAAUACAUAUUUUAAUCUGUUUAAAAUUAUUUAAUGUAUUAUUUUUAAUCAUAUAAAAGAAUACUCAUGAUUUCGGAUGGUGUCUUUUCAGGGAACAGCUACCUUAAUUUUAUAUGAGCAACGUUCAUCUCAUUUUUGCCAUAAUUAAUGGAGAUAUUUAAAAUUACCUCAGAUUAGUAAUUUAGUUUCAAUAUAAUGUUUAUGAAACAUAGUACUAUAAAAUAAUCCUAAAAAUUUAUUAAUGUAUUUAAUUUGAAAAAAGAAAAAAAAAACACGUUUUCAAGCAAUUUGAGCAAGUAAUUUUGGCUUUAAGUGUAAUUAAUAUUUUCUAUAAAUAACCAUUCGUUAUUUUAGUCAAUGUGUAGCUACAAAUGAGAAAAUUCAAAUAUAAGGGAAGAUGCGGGGCAUCGUACUCUUGUUAAUGAGUAUGGGAGUGGCUUUCUUGCCAAAAAAAAAUUUAAUUUAAUAAACGUAAUUUUUUCAUAAAUGAUAAAGAAAUGGAAAAUUGAUAAUAUCAUGUAUUAUUACGCGGUACAGUAAACUUCCUAAAUCGUAUCCUCAAUGUCUUUUUUAAUAAGUGUAUACUAUAUACGUAAAAGAUUUCAGAUUAUGGCCUAUUAAAUGAAUAACUAUGUUGUGUUGAAAAAAUUGCAUGAAUUAUGAGCAUUGUACUUUUUUUGUUUGUGACUAAAUUGUCACCUCAUUAUAAGUAUGCUGGAUUUUAGUCAAUAAUUUGUAUUAAACGUACUGUAUAUUUAGAAGUUAUUGUUAACUCAUCUUUUAUUGUAAUUUAUUUUGAUUAUAAGUGAAGAGA
Messenger RNA from Chelonus insularis, 6880 nucleotides. RefSeq lists its product as uncharacterized. Gene Ontology annotation, cellular component: cytoskeleton. The record is from RefSeq and is a predicted model, not a curated record. The transcript has 20 exons. The coding region runs from base 607 to 5535 and encodes 1642 amino acids. NCBI's taxonomy places the organism in Eukaryota, Metazoa, Arthropoda, Insecta, Hymenoptera, Braconidae.